This is a messenger RNA of Hansenula ciferrii, 366 nucleotides long. RefSeq lists its product as uncharacterized. Gene Ontology annotation, biological process: proteolysis. Bases 1 to 366 code for a protein of 121 amino acids. Lineage: Eukaryota; Fungi; Ascomycota; Saccharomycetes; Phaffomycetales; Wickerhamomycetaceae. Gene Ontology annotation, molecular function: cysteine-type endopeptidase activity. The record is from RefSeq and is a predicted model, not a curated record. The transcript has a single exon.
AUGUCAUAUGCUAAAGGUGAUAAUGCAGGUGUUAUGAGAGGUGUUCAAGGUUUAUUUAAAUUAGCAACUGGUGGAGGAUCAAAUUCUGAAGCUUAUGAAAAAACCAAGAAGACUAAAACAUCACCAGCUGAUGUUGUUAUGUUUUCAGGUUCAAAAGAUGAUCAAACUUUAGCAGAUGCAACUGAAGGUGGUGUACCAACUGGUGCAAUGAGUUAUGCUUUCUGUAAAAUUAUGGGUAAUACAUCACAACAAACUUAUCUUUCUUUAUUACAAAAUAUGAGAGAAAUUAUGGAAGGUAAAUAUUCACAAAAACCUCAAUUAUCAACAUCUCAUCCAAUUGAUGUUAAUUUAAAAUUUUUGAUUUAA